This is a messenger RNA of Scatophagus argus, 5354 nucleotides long. RefSeq names its product tumor protein p53 inducible nuclear protein 1 (gene tp53inp1). Gene Ontology annotation, biological process: positive regulation of DNA-templated transcription; autophagosome assembly. Gene Ontology annotation, cellular component: nucleus; autophagosome. Lineage: Eukaryota; Metazoa; Chordata; Actinopteri; Scatophagidae. The record is from RefSeq and is a predicted model, not a curated record.
UCCGACGCUAAUGAUGUUUUUCUUCCUCGCUACGACAGAGACACUUUGUAUUUGAAGAAUCGGUCACACAUUGAGACGUUUCGUUGUGUUAUUGAAUGUUUAUGAUGCGUUUUGUAACAUCGGCUCAUCUUCUUCUUGCUAGGCUCUUUAUGCUAGCUGUAGCUGUUUUGGUUAUGCAAAACUUCGCGUCUCCAUCGAUUGGACGACAAGAAGGUUCUGCUAUGUUAUGAGAAAUAUUUCCAUAUUAUAUUUCGGGAGAUAAACGUUUACCAGCCAGACGGUCCUGCCCAGCCCGGUGUAGAAUUACAGCCUCCUCCCCUUCCCUUUUGUAACCAACAUAACCGUCCAACAGUCAGACUGCUGCUUCACAUUUUUAUUGGACCAGCUUGUUUUUGUCUCGCAGGCUGGUGAGAAAAUCACAUCCACACUUGAAUAGUUAGCCGAUUAAUCUGUUAGUCCACCGAGCUGACAACUGACUCACAGCCGUUUUAUUAGCCGGUCAUUUAUAAAGUAAAAAUGUCAAACAUCCCCUGUUUUUAGAUUUUUCCCAGUGAGGAUUUGCUCAUUUCAGGUCCUCUUGACCAUCUCAAAUUCUGACUUGGAUUUCAGACUCCGAGUGGAACUAAACAAGAAAUCUGAAGACGUCAAACUCGGAUUUAAGGGACUCCUGACUGACUUUUUUCAUUAUUUUCUGUUGUUGUUUUUUAUGUUGACUCGACAAAUUGUACAAUUCAGCAUUUAUCCCUGUUUUGUAACAUUUUAAGGGGGGUUUGGACUGUUGACUGUGGACAACACACGACACUAAACCAAUAACCAAAACCAAUAAGCACAAAGAAGCAGAAAUAAGGCCAACCUGAAGCCACUUACUGUCGUUACUGUGAUGGAUGCUGUCGUGGCUCUUCUCCGGCUGGAACAGCCAGGUCUUGUUUGCCGACUGAAAGGGCUUGUUUUGUACUUUUGCACUCCUCGAAGCGAUCCUGACGUCGAGCGAUGCCCAGCCGUUGUCUGCUGGCCCUCAGAUGAUCCAUGACCACACCUUAUUGAUGCACUUUAGCACCUUUCCGAAGCCUUCCCGCCGCUGUGAACCGUGCAGCUGAUGACCAAAGAGUGCGCCACGCCUCCCCGCCGUCGCCCCGAGCCACGCGUUCCUCAGCCCCUCCCACAGCCUCGCGCCCCCACAGGACGUCCAGGGAUGUUCCAGAGGUUCGCCAGCGCUUUGUUCGGGGACGACGUGGAGGAGCUGAGUCGAAGCAGCAGACCUGGAGACGGCAAAGAGGAGGAGGAGGAGGAGGAUGAAGACUGGAUCCUGGUUAACUACCUGGCUGAAGCCUGCGCCGGUCAGUGUGGCGACAGCCUCUCUGGAUCCACUGCUGGUCCUGAGGAGGAGGAGGAAGACCUGGUGAUGAUACCCUCCCCCAUGGCCAGCCCCCCAGUCCGCUACGCCUCCUGCACCUCCCUCAACUCCACGGCUGACACCGACCCCGAUGGCAGGGCAGAGGAGGAGGACGACGACGAGGAGGACGGAGAGGAGAGCGGCUUCCUUCGCCUGGACGUGGGGUCUCUGGAGGAGAGCUGGUUCGUCACCCCCCCGCCCUGCUUCACCGGCCGCAGCAGCCAGCCCGUCCUCCUGGAGACCAGCCCUCUGGAGAACCUGCUGAUCGAGCACCCCAGCAUGUCCGUGUACGCCCACCACAGCCCCCCCAGGCUGACCCUGGACCCGCGGCCGCACUCCCUCGACCUGGAGCUGGGCCUGUUGCCUGGAAACGUGCCCUCAGCCCCGACAGCCUCGGGCGGGAAGGACAAAGGCCGACGCCCUCUGGACGGGCCUCGUCACAGGCCGGAGGUGGCAGUUGUCCAGCGCCGCUCCAGCCUCAACUCCGCCUGCUACGCUGCAGCGCUCUCCGCCCGCGCGGGCCUCCUGCAGCAGCGGUCGGGUAACACCACCCAGUGCACCCAACCGCUGUCCCGCAACGCCCUGCGGCGCCUCAACCUGCUGCGCCCCCCGAAGACCAGCACCAUGCACCUGCACCAGCCCAGCCAGAGACACCUCAACUUCUGAGGCGUCCUGACAGCAUCAUCAUCAUCAUCAUCAUCAACAACAUCAACCUCGACCCUUUCAGCAGUAUGGGAAACAAACACUGGCCACACCUGCCUCUCUGUUUUCUUCUUCUACUAUCAGGAUGUCAGCACCAGCAGCACGUUGACCUACGUCAUCAGUUCAUCCCCGAUCUGUUCUGGAAUCAGAACAUGUGGCCAGUGGGUGAAAAGCUUUUCUCCUUCCCUCAUCCGUCCAUCCGUCCAUCCAUCCAUCCAUCCAUCCAUCCAUCCAUCCAUCCAUCCUCCGUAUUGGUUCUGUGAGGAAGAGAUGUGAAAAGAAAAGGUCAUCAUGCGUCCCCAGCCUCCUCCCGUCCUCCAUGUUUUGUUCUCCCUCCACAGGGCCAGUUUGUGGCCAAUCACAGAGAAGAAGAGGCGUCAUGGCGACGUCCUCCUCUUCUCCUUCUCUUUCUUUUUCCUUCUUCUUGUUGUCUAGGGACAGCAUAACGUGUAGAAUCAAUGCUGUAGGUCACUUUACUCGGCGGCAGGUCACGGCGUGGCGGGAUGUGGUGGUGAUGUCGCGAUGAUGUCAUGGCAGGGUUGUGCCACCUCUUUACUGUCUGGCGUGCAGCGGCACAAUGUCAUUCAGUCAGUGCAGGAACGUUGGAUUGGGUGCCCCACUGAGUCUCCCGGUGGGACUCAAAAGUUUAAAGGAAAAGUCCCCUCAAACAGCCUGACACCAUUACAAAGCGCAGUCUGUAGCUGUUGUGGUUGUGUUUUUUGGAAAAUACUGUAAAUGAAUUAUCUUGCCUUUUCUAUUCUCACUCAAAGAAAAUCCCACCACAAGACAACGAAUCAUUUAAAGGGACAUUCCUCUGAAAUAACCCGUCAAAGUGCAUUUGAAAGCGUUUCGUGGUGUCUGAUGGGAAACGUAAGAUUCAGUGUUUUUAGUUUUUCACUCAUGAAAGUGACUAAGAGUCAGGAUGUCCAGGCCUCUGGUGCUUUGCCUUUUGUCUGGGUUUUUCUUUGUGUUUGAUGACCGCAGAUCCACAAAGACGCGCUCGCGACGUGUCCUCAUGUUGUCCACGUCUGACCUGAUUUCCUCAGAUAAAAAACACACAUUUUGGUGGGAUUUUUCCUUUACUUUCCUGCCCUGAGGUUUGCUUUGUCUCUCUGAGCGUCACCGUGUUGUGUUGACCGUCCCGCCCUGCCGGUUGAACCUGCCUCUGACUUUGUAAUUCAGUACUUUUCACACUAUUAUGUGAAAUAAAAAAAAAAAAAGUUGAUAAAAAUUACUGGGUUUAAUAUCACUAAACGCCUUGUUUUAUCUGUAGCUUUGAGAUGAAUAGAAAUGUAAAACAAAAUGUAUUUAAAAAAAACUUCCAAAAUAUUUUUUGAAAAGAAAAAAACAAAUUACAUAUCAGUAUGAAGUUGGUAUAAACGCGUUUCUGGUUUCUUGCUUAGGUGUGUUUGGUGACGUUAGCGUGCGAUCUGUUGCAUGGUUGUAGAGUCGCGUCGGCGUGACGACGGUGGAAAAAAAGAAAAUGGAAAAAGAUUUUGUUAUUAUUUUUGUUUGUCUGUUUGUUCUUAAAUGAAUCUGCAGUCCAAUUCUCAGGGUCACAACCAAUCACCUUUUACUCUUUAGGGAAAUGCAGAUUUACUUGACGGCCGACGGCUCGGACUUUUCCAGCUCUGUCCUCGUGAAAAUGUUUGUGAGAAAUAACCGACUUUUAGUUUAGUUUAACCUUUGACGUUCUCAGUCGACUGUUGGAAAGAUGGAGAGAACCUGUUGGUGUUUUUCAGCGAUGUUCAUAUUUUACCUGACUUGUACUUUAUGCUUUUUAACGCUUCUGUUUUCCAUGUUAACUUAGUUACAUUUUGCUAAAGUGUAAAAUAUUUAAACCAAAAAAGUAGCAACGAUCUUUCACUAGUUUCUGAUACUGAUCUUCUUUUAUUUGUUGUUUUAAUUUGGUGUUUGUUGACAUGGUGGGACGUUCAAGGCGUCGCCACACUGCAGGACAAAUGAAACUGCUGAAACUGUCCGUCUUAAGGAGAAAGAAAAGCCGCCAAUCCUGACAUUUAAGAAGCUGGAAGCAGCAAAUGUUGUCCACGUCUGCGUGAGAAAUGACUGAAACCAUUAAUCGAUCAGUCCGUCUUCUUUCCAUUGAUCAAUCAGCCCAUAUUUAAUGAUUUUUAUUUGUCUCAGCAUUAUGACUCCGAAUUUGUGACUUUAAGGGCCAAACUUUCGACUUCCUGUUUCACCAUUUUGACUCGUAUAGAAGUUGGUUUUUCACAGUUUCAAGAAGUCCGACUGUAAGCUCAGCUGAGACUGAAUCGCUUUUCGUGGUGCGGCGACUGAUGGUAACGUUGUUAAAGCACUAACAGACGUUUGUUAGGCGUGUGUACGGUUUGCUGUAAAUAAUCCUGUCCGAUAGCCGAGUGUUUCUCUCCGGUGGAUUUGAGCUUUCCUUUCACUCGUCGAAUGUCUUUCCCCCUCUGAUGUUAUCUUGUGUUACCGCCAUGUUUUUUCACUGAGGCAAACUAAAAGACAGAAGGGAAAGGAGGAGAUGGACGGCGACGAUCUGCCUCCUCCUGCCGUCAGGAGCCUUAAAUGUUUUGGUUUUUACUUUGUGUCCUCAGUUCAUCUCUCCGUCAUCAAACUAACAGGGAUUUGUUGUGUUUUUUUGUUCAAUGCCUUGAAAUUUGUGGAUCACGUGCCUUCCAGGUUGAAAUGUUGUAAUGACAAUGCAUCAAUGAAGAACUUGAACUCCCUUUUUUCUUUAACAUCCUGAGCAAACGUAAAAGCCCUGAUCACACACACACACACACACACACACACACACACACACACACACCAGACAGCAUCUAUGCACCACUCGGAGGAAGCCCGCCGGCUCCCGCCGCCGCCCACUCGGCGUUCGGCUUUUAUAAUGACUCAACAAACCAGACAGAAUGAUGUAGCAAAACCUCUUCUCUCCUUGUUUGUUUGUUUGUUUUUAAGUGUGAAGACUAUUUUGUGGCAUUUUUAUUUUUCACCAAGUGUUAGAUGUUUUUGCUUUUUUUGUGUAGUUUACUGGAAUAAUACAGCACUUUGCCAAAAAGAAAAAAAGGUGUAGGAAUUCUAGGGUUAAAUUUUUAUUUAUCGACAUAACUGGUCUCCUUCUUUGUAUUUUGGAUGUAUGACGGAUCAAUUCACUCUGUUCUGAUGUAAGAAAACAAAAACGAAACAAGCUAAUUAAAAGUGGGGUCAUCUGUUUUCGAACUGUAAUAGUUACUACAUGUGAUCUCUUAUUAGCCUUUAAUAAAUGUUUUCAUACACA